This is a messenger RNA of Rhipicephalus microplus (southern cattle tick), 1386 nucleotides long. RefSeq lists its product as uncharacterized. Gene Ontology annotation, molecular function: ligand-gated sodium channel activity. Gene Ontology annotation, cellular component: plasma membrane. NCBI's taxonomy places the organism in Eukaryota, Metazoa, Arthropoda, Arachnida, Ixodida, Ixodidae. The record is from RefSeq and is a predicted model, not a curated record. Gene Ontology annotation, biological process: sodium ion transmembrane transport.
AUGGACUCCAUCAAGCCCAUGAUGAACAAGGCAUACAGCCAGCAACGGGGUGUGAAAGUAACGCGAGGACUAAGCACAAUAAGCAAGCACACUUCAAACAGCUCAAGGAUCAAGGCUAAGCUGACGGACCCUCUGUUCCUGAUCCGUCUGCUGAUCACGGUGGCUUGCGUGGCCGGUUUCACGUACCAGGCCACGGACUUCUUCAUCAUGUACUUCAAGUUCCCCACCACCACCAACAUCCGCGUGGAGUCCAUGAAGGACCUCGUCUUUCCCGCGUUCACCGUCUGCCUCAGCAACUGGAUCGACCUGAGAAAGGUGUGCGCCGAUGAGAAUCUGAAAGAGUACUGCGCCGGGAACGUUACUUCGGCCAGCGCCGUCGUCACCGCCAUCAGGGAGCACCGGAACCUGUCAUCGCUGUCACUCGACACGGGUGACGUCAUCAAGAGCUGCAGCAUGAAGCCCACCAGCGGCUGCGACCCGUUCGACUGCCACAACGAUUGGUAUAAGUCGUUCGUGAGGUUCCCGGACAGCUACUGCUAUACGCUGGACUACAGCCGGAUCGCGAACGAGUCGCACCCGCUCAAGCGAUGCCGAUAUCCCUGGGACUACGAAAUGACGUCUGUGAUUGGCUGGGACGUCGUGAACGCCCUAGAGGCGGACCCGUUUGGCGCCGACGCGUCGGUGCACGAACACGACACCAAUUCGGCCGAGCAAGCGCACUCGCUGUUCUUCGAGCCCCAGUCGAGGUACAUCAUUCUGGUUGAACAGCAAACGACGCUAGCAUUGCCCAAACCUUACCAGACAAGGUGCGUCAACUACGAGCUGAUGAAGAGGUCCAACAAGCACUAUGGCAUGAUGACACAGAAUCUCUGCUACGAGCGGUGCCGCAUGAAGCUGUGGAUGAAGAAUUGCGGCUGCAUAUCAAGUCGCUAUGCGUAUCGGGAUCUGGAAGGGGCACCUAUAUGCUCCGAAACAAAAACCAGACAAUGCGCCGAAGUGGACGUGGCGCAAAAAUAUACCAAGAAGUGCCUGAGCAAGUGCCGGCAGCCUUGCAAGGAAAUCACUUACGAAGUUCAAAUCACGGCACAAGGUCAAAAGGAAAGUGCCCAGGAAGAUGAAGAGAAAGAAGCGGACUACGAGGAGUCACCUCCUAAACGUCCUGAAAGCCAGCUGUUCACCAUCAAUCUCCUCUUCGCCAGCGAGAAACACACCAUCCUACAGCACUUGAAAAAGUUCACGUUCAUCGAGGUGUUCGGAUAUCUCGGAGGCUACGUUGGCAUCUGGCUUGGAAUGUCCUUCUUCUCGCUCCUGGACUCGCUCAUUCUCUACGUCCAGGACAGACAGCUCAAGAAACUGGACCAGAACAGAAUACGGCCUAUCGAGUAA